This is a messenger RNA of Entamoeba nuttalli P19, 696 nucleotides long. RefSeq lists its product as hypothetical. Bases 1 to 696 code for a protein of 231 amino acids. The record is from RefSeq and is a predicted model, not a curated record. The transcript has a single exon. Lineage: Eukaryota; Evosea; Mastigamoebida; Endamoebidae.
AUGGAACAUCACUCUCAUUGUCAUGAAGAAAAAAUUAAAUUACCACCUUACCAACUUACCAAUGAAGAAAAAAAAGUUGCUGAACUAUUAGCAGAUAAUAUCUCUGAAGAAAAAUUAUUGGAAGCUAUUCAUUUAAUUUCUAUGAAAAAUGAUUAUAUUGUUUAUUUAUUUGAAAUUCAUUUUAUUGACCAUGUUAUUAAAAUGUAUACAAAGGAAAUUCUGCCUAAAAUAAAACCAUCUCAAUUAUUGAUUAAAAUUAUAGAACUAUUUGAUAUUAUUUCUGAAACAACCUUCAGAAAUUUAUUACUUUCUAUAAACAUUUUAUCACUCCUUAUUCCUGUUGGUUUUUGUAAUGAAGUGCCAAUGACAACAACUCAUUCUGUUCUUCGUAUUUAUGAUAAUCUAAUUUAUGAUGAAGAGUCUGCUUUAUUUUCUAUGUCAAAUCAAAUAUUUCCAUUAUUGAUGAUUUGGAGUGAAUUUGGUGAUUCUUCAGUUCAAUUAUUAUCAUUAGAAAUUUUGAUUAAACUUUGUCAUGUUAAAAGUAUUCUUAUAUUUAUUUCAAAUUCUCCAGAAAAAGUUGAUUCGUUUGUGACUCAAUUUAAGAAAUUACAUGAACGACCAAUAUUAACGAAAAAAAUAGAUGAGUUAUUCAAUAUUGUUUCAUCCAUUCCAUCAAUACGAUCUCGAUUAAAUUAA